CCACAACUGGUAGCGACCCCAGCCUGUCCCCGGAUUCGCAAGACCCUUGCCAGGAUGACAGCAAGGAUUUGGAAAGCGCCAAUAUCUCCGACAAAGAAGUGGGCAGCAAUGAGAACGACGACCAAAACCUGGGGGCCAAAAGGAGAGGGCCCCGCACCACCAUUAAAGCCAAGCAAUUGGAGACCCUCAAAGCAGCAUUUGCUGCCACUCCGAAACCCACCCGGCACAUCCGUGAGCAGCUGGCACAGGAGACCGGCCUUAACAUGCGUGUCAUCCAGGUUUGGUUCCAGAACCGGCGCUCUAAGGAACGACGCAUGAAACAGCUGAGCGCACUCGGGGCCCGCAGGCAUGCAUUUUUCCGCAGCCCCCGCCGCAUGAGACCGCUGGUGGACCGUUUAGAGCCGGGGGAGCUAAUUCCCAACGGCCCAUUUUCUUUCUAUGGAGAUUAUCAGAGUGAAUAUUAUGGACCCGGAAGCAAUUAUGAUUUUUUCCCGCAAGGACCUCCAUCUUCCCAAGCCCAGACACCAGUGGACCUCCCCUUUGUGCCCUCCUCAGGACCGUCAGGAACUCCACUUGGGGGCAUGGAUCACCCUUUACCUGGACAUCACCCUUCCAGCGAAGCUCAGCGUUUUACAGACAUCAUGUCCCACCCUCCCGGAGACUCACCUAGUCCAGAACCCAAUUUACCCGGGUCCUUGCACUCCAUGUCAGCAGAAGUGUUUGGACCAAGUCCUCCAUUUUCAUCAAUAUCGGUCAAUGGCGGUGGUAACUACGGUAACCACUUGUCACAUCCACCAGAAAUGAAUGAGGCUGUUGUAUGGUAGCUUUAAACACCAGGAACUUUGUUUGGAAGACAUGGGUCAAGCAACGUUCAUCCUGCAUAUACCAAGAUGUAUAGAAAUGAGUUCCAAGAAACAGACAUUUUUUUCCCCUUCUGCCCGGCAUUUUUUCAUUUUUUUUUUUUUUUCCUCAUUCAGCUUAAUCUUGGGAAUUAAUUGAGUUAUUCAGAGCCCAGGGAAAUUUUUGCUAUAAACUGGGGGACAAUCUUAACACAAUAGAAGGAAGAAAGACUGUUUUCUUUUUUUUUGUACUGAGUGAAAAAGACACUUAUGAAGCAGAUGUGUUUCGAUACUGCAAUAUAUAUUAUGAGAUGGCAUAUCCUUGGAUGCUGACAUUCAUGAUACCAUCCCUCUAGGAAUUGAGAGGAAUAACCUUCCAUCAGGAGAAAAGAAACUAGUAUUGGGGAAAAAAGCAAGCCAAGGUCCAUAAGAAAAAAAGGGAAAAAUGAACGGCUUAAAAGAAUUCUAGCAAUUUUAAAAUUUAUGAUUUUAUUGCUUGUUAAUUUUGCCUCUGAAAGUUGAACGCAGUUCACAGUGACAGACUUUUUAAGCCUCUGAAAUGCCUCUCAGGCAGACAAAAUGUAGUUUAUUUUAUUGUUCUUUUGGGAAGGGAUUUUUGAGGGGUUUUUUUGGGUGGGGGGGAAUGACCAGAGUAACAAAUAUUUAAAUGUUAGCCCUCAGUAUCAACUUUCUACCUUCUCCGAGCAACACACACCAAUAAUCCUCAAAAGCCAGAAGUCCUCUUUGACUUCUACGUUCAAAAAGAAUGACUUGAAAAAAUGAAUAAAGUGUUCUACCUUCACAAAAAAAUAAAAGCUAAACAAAUAAAAAAUAAAGACUCUAUGGAACUAGAAAAAAAAACAGUCAACUGUUUACGUCGAAUGUUAAAAUUCAGGAGCUCAAUGUUUUACAAAAAUAAUAAUAAUCCUGUUUUAGAACCUCUUGUUCAAAAGCAAAGUAUUUUGAGCAAUCAACCAAAAUCAUUCAUCUUCACUUUUUCCCCCUUUGAUUUAUUUCCCCCCCCCCUAGAUGUAGUAGAACAUUACAGGGCUUGUGAUUCACUUUGCUAGUUUAUUGAGGUGGUGUUUACACAAGACAAAAGAACACAUACCUUUAAAAAUCAGACGUUGCCAAAUAAACAAUUCUAUAGCACAAAAUACUUGGGUGGCAGGCAGUGGUGGGAUUCAGACAGUUCGCACCAAUUUGGCAGAACCAAUAGCUAAUUUUUUGUUGCCCAGAAUGGACUUACAGAAGUGGCAUCCACACAGA
Molecule: messenger RNA, 2108 nt
Organism: Crotalus tigris (Tiger rattlesnake)
Lineage: Eukaryota; Metazoa; Chordata; Lepidosauria; Squamata; Viperidae
Gene: LHX1
Product: LIM homeobox 1
Exons: 3
Biological process (GO): neuron differentiation; regulation of transcription by RNA polymerase II
Cellular component (GO): nucleus
Molecular function (GO): DNA-binding transcription factor activity, RNA polymerase II-specific; RNA polymerase II transcription regulatory region sequence-specific DNA binding
Source: RefSeq, a predicted model, not a curated record